AUGGACAACGGCCAAAAUCGUCCCUACGCACUCAAAGUUACACCACAGUCUCACGUUCCUGCUCCAGCAUCCACGUCGCUGCUUUAUUCUCCUCUUCCCGUCCAUCAACACAUGGUAUCUCACCGCCGUUCAAAUUUCGCUCCAUCUCCUACUUUGGAUCUUCUGGAUUCUUCUCCAGAUUGA
Messenger RNA from Letharia columbiana, 183 nucleotides. RefSeq lists its product as uncharacterized. Bases 1 to 183 code for a protein of 60 amino acids. NCBI's taxonomy places the organism in Eukaryota, Fungi, Ascomycota, Lecanoromycetes, Lecanorales, Parmeliaceae. The record is from RefSeq and is a predicted model, not a curated record. The transcript has a single exon.